Molecule: messenger RNA, 1560 nt
Organism: Cynoglossus semilaevis (tongue sole)
Lineage: Eukaryota; Metazoa; Chordata; Actinopteri; Pleuronectiformes; Cynoglossidae
Gene: ckba
Product: creatine kinase, brain a
Exons: 8
Coding region: 188-1333 (381 amino acids)
Biological process (GO): phosphocreatine biosynthetic process
Molecular function (GO): creatine kinase activity
Source: RefSeq, a predicted model, not a curated record
GUGGAGGAUUGAAGCUUCUGUGACCGGAGGCAGAGCUGAUAGGACUUCACUCUUCGUAUCGUCGCUGCUGCUGUUCUGUGUGCGCUUGAACGUACUUUUCAGCCGCUUCACAGGAAACAUAGGGAUCUUUGUCUCCACUCCUGGUAGUAGUGUUAGUCCACAAAUCCGCAAACAACAGGGAGCAGCCAUGCCUUUCGGAAACACGCACAACCAGCUGAAGAUGAAGUUCACCUCAGAGCAGGAGUAUCCAGACCUGAGCCAACACAACAACCACAUGGCCAAGAUCCUGACUCCAGAAAUGUACGAACAACUGAGGAGCAAACAGACCCCCAGUGGAUUCACCCUGGAUGAUGUCAUCCAGACUGGGGUAGAUAAUCCAGGCCACCCCUUCAUUAUGACCGUGGGCUGCGUGGCUGGGGACGAGGAGACGUACGAAGUCUUCAAGGAGCUGCUGGACCCCGUGAUCGAGGAUCGUCAUGGAGGCUACAAACCUACAGACAAGCACAAGACCGACCUCAACCCGGACAACCUGCAGGGGGGUGAUGACCUUGACCCUAACUACGUCCUGAGUUCCCGUGUGCGAACAGGACGCAGCGUCCGUGGCUUCUGUCUGCCACCACACUGCAGCCGAGGAGAGAGACGUGCAGUGGAGACUCUGUCCAUUGAAGCUCUGGCUUCUCUGAGUGGAGACCUUAACGGGAAAUACUACGCUCUGAAGAACAUGACAGACGCUGAGCAGCAGCAGCUCAUCGACGACCACUUCCUGUUUGACAAACCGGUGUCUCCUCUGCUGUUGGCCUCUGGAAUGGCCCGGGACUGGCCCGACGCCAGGGGGAUCUGGCACAACGACAACAAGACCUUCCUGGUGUGGGUGAAUGAGGAGGAUCAUCUGCGUGUGAUCUCCAUGCAGAAAGGAGGAAACAUGAAGGAGGUCUUCAACCGCUUCUGUACCGGACUCACCAAGAUCGAGAGUCUGUUUAAGGAGCGAGGACACGCCUUCAUGUGGAACGAACAUCUGGGCUACGUCCUCACCUGUCCAUCUAACCUGGGCACCGGCCUGCGCGCUGGUGUGCACGUGAAGCUGCCCAACAUGAGCAAACACCCAAAGUUCGAGGAGGUUCUGAAGAGGCUCAGGCUGCAAAAACGUGGAACUGGUGGUGUGGACACAGCUGCCGUGGGCGGAGUCUUUGACAUCUCCAACGCUGACAGACUGGGCUUCUCAGAGGUGGAGCUGGUGCAGAUGGUGGUGGAUGGCAUCAAGCUGCUCAUCGAGAUGGAGAAGAGGCUGGAGAGCGGAGAGUCUGUCGACGACCUGAUUCCUGAGCAGAAGUAGAAAAUGAACCAAUCCUGACACAACAACCUCAAAUGUCUCCACCUCCUGCACUCCCACCUCCUGCUACUCCCUCACCUCCACCUCCCCGUGAUCUCCACUGUCUGAGUGAAUGUUUGAGUCCGUAUCACGACAACAUGUUGGGAUUUGUUUAUGUAUUUAAACUGAACUUCCUGUAACUUCCUGUGAGGAUGAAUCUGAAAUAAAAUGAAAAACCUGGUUGAAGUUCA